AUGGGGCGCGGCAUGAUGCAGAUCAACCCCAUGAAGGAUCAGCAGAAGAGGAACAAGCGGCAACAAGAGAAGGAGGAGGAGAUGGAGAAGAAGCGGGAGCUGCUGAAGCAGGAGCCCGCCGAGACACGCCGAAGAAAGCCCAAGGCGAACAAGUCGGCGGACAACCUCUCCAAGGGCAUCGGGGCGUUCUUUGUCUUCCUCGCGGUCGUGCUCCUGGGCCUGUGCGUGCCCUACGACUCCGGGGAAGCCACUGCCCCUGGCGCCAACGCCACGAACUCGACCGGCCCCGGUGCGGGGAAGUGA
Prorocentrum cordatum is the source of this 303-nucleotide messenger RNA. NCBI's taxonomy places the organism in Eukaryota, Dinophyceae, Prorocentrales, Prorocentraceae. The record is from the annotation of a GenBank genome assembly.